GCGCCUCCAGUUACGUCAUCGGUUGCAUUACGUCAUCAUAUUCCAAGUAUUCAUAACAUGAUGCAGUGUUCUUGUGUUGAAUCUAAACCACCACAGCAACCCUCAGUACCCCCGCCACCACCACCGCCGCCACCACCGCCGCCACCACCACCACCUGCCCCGCUAUGGAGAACAGGAUUCGCCUUCCCCGAGUGGGCCUACAAGUCUGAAAGCAGCCCUGGCAGUAGACAGAUUCAACUUUGGCACUUCAUCCUGGAACUUUUACAGAAAGAAGAGUUCCGCGAAGUGAUUUCUUGGCAAGGAGAAUAUGGCGAAUUCAUCAUUAAGGACCCGGAUGAACUAGCUCGGCUAUGGGGCAUGCGCAAAUGUAAACCACAUAUGAAUUAUGACAAGCUGAGCCGUGCUCUUAGAUAUUAUUACAACAAACGCAUACUGAAUAAGACAAAGGGGAAGAGAUUCACCUACAAGUUCAACUUUGACAAAUUAAUCAUGGUAAAUUAUCCGCUCUUCGAUGUUAAAUUCAGUCCGAAGUUCGUUGGCCCUCCUCCCGAUGGUGGCAUGAAUCUUGUAGACCCCACGGAUGAUGACGUCAUUGGUGUUGACAACGAGGCUAAUUUGACGCACUCAACUCAAAGGACCCAACGGACAUCAUCGACAUCUAGCGACGAUUCCCGAACAUCAUCGGAGAAUGACGAAAAUGAGUCUUCGCAAAUUCCGAACAUGCAUAGAUCAUCAGCGACUGUAGUGAGACCUUCCCUGCAUUCAGACAUUCGACAACCUCAGCCGUUGGAACCCACGCAUCGUAUCAUACAACAACACCCAUCAAUGUUUUUACCCAGACCCCCAACGAUGAUCAGACCAAAUGACAAUAGAUUACCUUAUUCAUCAUUUGUAGACCAUGUGGUACCGAAUCCAGUAUUUCGACCAAAGUUCCAAUUUAUGCCUUCCCCUAUGCACCCAAAUGCAACCCAGUGUCCAAUACCGCCUAGUAUUGGCACGCCACCCAUGAGCCCGAUUAGCCCGAUGAGUCCGAUGAGUCCGCUGUGUUCAGUGCCACCACUUCGAUUUGCAUUCCCACCACCACCUCCACAUAACAACAAGAUGGCGCCUGAAUCGGCCCAGAUAGCUGCUGCUGUGUAUGAAAAUGAACUCCGAAUGAAAGUUGAGUUUGAAAGAAGGAAGAUGGAAGAAGAGAGGAAUCGUAUCAACAUGGAAGAGUUCAGACGACGGUACAUUUACGGUGGACAAGCGCCCCCAUCAGCCAUGUUGUCUCAGAAUAUUGCUGAAAGUGAAAUGAAAAUGCGAGAAUUAGGAUUGUCGAAUGCACAACAAUCACCGCCACGUAAUACACCAAUCAGCAAAGCCGAUGAAAGCCGCGCCAUAUCAGCAUUGUUACUCCGUAGAUUAAGUGAACGUGGAUUGGAUGACAAAAAGAUGCCGGGUUUAUUGCAAGUCCCGCGUGGUAUCAGCGCUGUGCGUAGCGCCGAUAAUAGUCCCACGGCCUACCCCAAAAUAGAGGUGACAAGUCCUGUAUUUGGUUCAGAAAAGGAUACAUCCUUAGAUUCUGGGAGGUCCGAUGACGAUCCGUUACCCACGCCCAAGGACGAUGAUGACGAACAGGCUGACGAAAUAAGUGGCGAUACAGAGAAACUAAUCCCAAUAAAACUGAGAUUUAAAAGAAAAUGGAGUCAGGACAAUCCACGACCUGCAUGGACUGGUGAAAAUAGUCCCAAGUCUCCCAAGAUUACACCGUCGUUGGUAAUGGCUUCCUCCAGAUCAUUACCAGCAACCCCGACGUCAAAAUUGGCUGAAUCAAUGACAUUUUUCCAAUUUCCGCCCACUCUGGGAUCGCCGAGAGAUGAACUACAGCGUUUCCGCGAAACAUACUUCGAGACAGAUACCAUGCCAAGUCAUUCAAUGUCAAGACAAAUCAAAGGGAGAAUCCGUGAAUCGUCGUCAGCAACUACGUCACCUGUUACGUCACCAUCACUGUUUAAGGAGAGAACCCCAGAAAAAAGCGAAGAUAAGAAGCAAUGUUCUACAGAGAAAAGCGCUGCUAGUGACAACGGCGUUUUAGAUUUGUCGAUAUCUAAGAAAAAUGAGGACAGUACAGCUGAUUUAGUCAGCGUUAAAGAAGAACCAAAAGACGAUAGCUAUGAAUCGUAGUAUGUAAAUGUCAUACUAAUUACGAAUCGUGCACUCCAAAUGGCACGAUGGUAAAAAAAUAAUAUGAUAAACUUUUUUGUCAUUGCAUCUUAAAAAACGUCAUUAUUAAUAUGGUCAGAGGGUUGCACAUUUAGCUAACUUUCUAGCAGAAAUCAAAAACGAAGCAAAAUGUUUGUAAAACAUCUGAACAUUUUUUAUAUAAUAUGGUUAUAUUUUUUUGGUGGUUACGAAAAAAAAAGUGUAAAUGACAAUCGUCAGAAAAUUAAAACCCUUUGUCGACGACAAUCAGUUUAUAACGUGCCAAUAUUUAAUUUAUAUUUUGAGAAAAACGUCGUUUCUGUGUAUUAUGGGAUAGGAGUGGGAUAGACAACGUGAAAUAUAAUAUUACAGUAAUUGUGGCAAGCAGAAAUAUGACGUGGUCGCCUAGCUUGAAACUUUAUGAAAAUCAUUUGUAAAUAUUAUCGUAGGGGGUCAACUGAAACGUUGAAGCAAGAUGAGUCUGAGAGGAUAAAUUGCUCCGCGUAGCAUUCGUCUCCGUCAGUCAAAUAGCUGAUUCGCUAUUCGCCUUGGCCAUAGCAGUCUUAAAAUCUACAAGAUAUGCCGUUUUAUUACAUUUAUAUAGGCUUGCCAAACAUAACAAUUUAAAGGUGAACUGUAGCUAUUGUAUGGUCACGUGAUACGUACGCUUUGUACAUUGACAUAGUAUUUUUAUUGUUAUGUUAAUUUUUAUGCAACUGGAUAUUUUUUUAUUUCUAUUAUGACCCAAUUUUUGCCUUUCAUCUAACAUACCUGAAAAGCUAUAGCAUCGUGUCGGUACUUGUAACUUGUUGUACUUUGGAUAUUCCGCUAAAUCCUGCCUUUCUGUUUGCUCCUUAUGUACGCUCACAAUUAUGUAGUGUUAAAAAGACGUACCACGCACUGUGAAAUGCAAGGCGAAGUAGUGAUCCGCUCUUUAAAUAUAUCGUUAUUUUUGGAAAUUGUAUUAAGAUUAAACUGCCUCAAUGCGCAAUUUUUUAUGUUUACUAUUAAAAUGCGCCAUGUGGUGCUUAUUUAAAAAUAUUUGUUUAUUUUACAAUCAAUGUUAAGAAUGUAUUUAUUUGUUAUGACACUGAGGGCGCUGUCCUCUAAAUUGGAUUCAAAGAGCUGUUUACAUGGUAACGGUAUUGACAUAUUGAUACCAAUAUUAUAAAAUGCUGCAGAAAUGUUUUUUUUUUAUUUGUUGGCGUUUCCAUAUAUUUUAUUAUACAGUAGUUUAGUUGUGUCAUUAGCCGGCUUCCUCAUUUCAGCAUAAGCAGAUAUUUGUAAUAUAGGAUGCAAUCACUCCCAUGCUUAAAGCGGGGGAGUCGUCACCUGCGCAUGCGUUAGAUGGCCAUAGCGUGUCAUUGUUUACAAACAAGCGUCUACCCAUGAGCCUUUGCGUUUUAGCGCGUGUUAUCGUCGCUUGGGACUUAAUUCCCGCCCGCCCGCGCGUGCACAGGUGACGACCCUUCCGCUUUAAUAUAAUUUGUUUGCAUUUUAGGUCGUACAUGUCGUAUUCCAAUGUUCGUUUUUCUUAACUUGUUUUAAAACGUCGUACAAAUCCGGAUUUUACCAUUCGUCCCCCUGUUCAUGUGUGAGUCUUUUUACUCUCGUGUGGCCGGUAAAACUGUGAAUUUCCAAUCACGUGUGCGUCUGAACCUGGGACGCACAUUUUACCUCAUACUA
This is a messenger RNA of Saccoglossus kowalevskii, 3870 nucleotides long. RefSeq lists its product as uncharacterized. Lineage: Eukaryota; Metazoa; Hemichordata; Enteropneusta; Harrimaniidae. The record is from RefSeq and is a predicted model, not a curated record. Gene Ontology annotation, molecular function: DNA-binding transcription factor activity, RNA polymerase II-specific; sequence-specific DNA binding. Gene Ontology annotation, biological process: cell differentiation; regulation of transcription by RNA polymerase II. Gene Ontology annotation, cellular component: nucleus.